This is a messenger RNA of Rangifer tarandus platyrhynchus (Svalbard reindeer), 2349 nucleotides long. The record is from the annotation of a GenBank genome assembly. NCBI's taxonomy places the organism in Eukaryota, Metazoa, Chordata, Mammalia, Artiodactyla, Cervidae.
AUGGAAGUGAAAAAGUUGAGCAUUUCCUGGCAAUUCUUGAUAGUUCUGGUUCUGAUCCUGCAAAUUCUGUCUGCGUUGGAUUUUGACCCAUACAGAGUCCUAGGGGUCAGCCGAACAGCCAGUCAGGCUGAUAUUAAAAAGGCUUAUAAGAAGCUCGCCCGGGAAUGGCAUCCUGACAAAAACAAAGAUCCUGGAGCAGAAGACAAGUUCAUUCAAAUUAGCAAAGCUUACGAGAUUCUUUCCAAUGAGGAAAGGAGAUCACAUUAUGACCACUAUGGAGAUGCUGGGGAGAGCCAGGGCUUCCAGAAGCAGCAGCAGCAGCGAGAGUAUCGCUUCCGCCACUUCCACGAGAAUUUUUAUUUUGAUGAAUCUUUUUUUCACUUCCCUUUUAAUUCCGAACGACGGGACUCAAUUGAUGAGAAGUAUUUAUUGCACUUUUCACACUAUGUGAAUGAAGUGGUUCCAGACAGCUUCAAGAAACCCUACCUCAUUAAGAUCACCUCAGACUGGUGCUUCAGCUGUAUCCACAUUGAGCCUGUCUGGAAAGAAGUAGUUCAAGAACUUGAAGGUUUGGGUGUAGGAAUUGGCGUGGUCCAUGCUGGGUACGAGCGACGCCUAGCCCAUCACCUGGGAGCACACAGCACACCCUCGAUCCUAGGAAUCAUAAAUGGGAAGAUCUCCUUCUUCCACAAUGCAGUUGUCCGUGAGAACCUGCGGCAGUUUGUAGAGAGUCUGCUUCCAGGGAACUUGGUGGAGAAAGUUACAAACAAAAAUUAUGUCAGGUUCCUCUCUGGCUGGCAGCAAGAGAAUAAGCCGCGUGUCCUCCUGUUUGACCAGAUGCCCACCGUACCACUGCUCUACAAGUUGACUGCUUUUGCAUACAAAGAUUACUUGUCAUUUGGAUAUGUGUAUGUCGGUUUGAGAGGGGCAGAAGAGAUGACAAGGCAAUACAACGUCAAUGUCUAUACCCCCACCAUCCUGAUCUUUAAAGAACACAUCCACAAGCCUGCAGAUGUUAUCCAGGCCCGAGGUAUGAAGAGACAGGUCAUUGAUGACUUUAUCACCCAAAACAAGUAUCUGUUGGCAGCCAGGCUCACCAGCCAGAAGUUGUUCCAUGAACUCUGCCCCGUGAAACGGUCUCACCGACAGAGAAAGUACUGUGUGGUUUUACUGACCGCUGAGGCUACCAAGUUGAGCAAACCCUUUGAGGCGUUCCUAUCCUUUGCCCUGGCAAACACACAGGACACUGUGAGGUUCGUGCAUGUCUACAGCAAUCGGCAGCAGGAAUUUGCCAGCACCUUACUGCCAGACAGUGGCACGUUUCAAGGAAAAUCAGCGGUGUCUAUCUUAGAAAGGCGCAACACUGCAGGGCGGGUGGUGUAUAAAACCCUGGAGGAUCCCUGGACUGGGAGUGAGAGUGAUAAAUUCAUCCUUUUGGGUUAUCUAGACCAACUGCGGAAAGACCCAGCUCUUCUGUCAUCGGAAGCUGUGCUCCCUGACUUGACCGAUGAACUCGCCCCUAUUUUUCUUCUUCGGUGGCUCUACUCUGCUUCUGACUACAUCUCAGACUGCUGGGAUAGUGUAUUUCACAACAACUGGCGGGAAAUGAUGCCCCUUCUGUCCCUGGUUUUCUCUGCCCUCUUCAUCCUCUUUGGCACUGUCAUCGUUCAAGCUUUCAGUGACUCAAAUGAGGAGCGAGAGUCCAGCCCUCCAGAUAAAGAGGAAGCCCGUGAGAAGACAGGGAAGGCGGAGCCAAGCUUCACCAAGGAGCCCAGCAGCAAGAUUCCUAAAAAAGGCUUUGUGGAGGUAACAGAACUCACAGAUAUAACAUACACCAGUAACUUGGUACGCCUGAGGCCAGGCCACAUGAACGUGGUUCUCAUCCUGUCCAAUUCCACCAAGACCAGCCUGCUGCAGAAAUUCGCUUUGGAGGUCUACUCAUUCACUGGGAGCAGCUGCCUACACUUUUCCUUCCUGAGUCUAGAUAAACACAGAGAAUGGCUCGAAUACUUACUAGAAUUUGCUCAAGACGCGGCCCCAAUCCCAAACCAGUACGACAAGCAUUUCAUGGAGCGUGACUACACGGGUUAUGUGCUGGCUCUGAACGGCCACAAGAAGUACUUCUGCCUCUUCAAGCCCCAAAAAGCAGUGGAAGAGGAGGAAGCCAUGGGGCCGUGCAGUGACGCUGACUCCUCACUCCAUCUGGGUGAGUGUCGAGGGAAGCCUUCCUCUGGCCCUGGGCCCAGGCCCGUCAAAGGAAAAUUGAGCAAGCUGUCCUUAUGGAUGGAACGGCUGCUGGAAGGCUCCUUACAGAGGUUUUAUAUCCCGUCAUGGCCUGACCUAGACUGA